GAUCGCGUUGUUUUUUCUCCAGUAAUGCACUACAAUGAUCGCCGUGCCAGCCAAAUUUCGGAAUAGUAUAUGAUUUGGAUAUAGACUUAACCAUUGCAGUAUUCCACGAAAUUUGUAUAUAUAAGUUAAUCUAUAAUUUAAAAAAAUUAGAAAAUAUCAAUUACUUUUCAUUAGACAAAAAUAUAUUUGUUCAAAAAAAUCACCUCUCACACGCCUCAUCUCCCUAGAUAAUUAUCUAAAAUCGACUCCCUAAUUUUCGGAGUAGAUUUAUCUAGCCAUUUUACCAGCACUUGUUGACAGUGCACAGCAACCCUGUCAGUCACCAGAUGAUUUUACAAACUUUGAGCACUGCGUAAAUAAACAUUCGUUAUCAAAACAAUUUUGCGCAUUGGGCCGAAUUUUCAAUAAAUACUACUAAGGACACAAAAUAAUGGAUUACGCUCCAUUAAAUUUAGCACAUUUUCAUGAACGUCGUGCUAAUCGCUUUCUCAAUCGCCAUCGCUACGACGACGCCUAUAAGGCAAUAGAAACCUCGUUGAUAUAUCUACAAGAUGCAUUUAAAUCGGCGCUGAUGCAAAAAUCUGUGGAAUUGCUAAAUACACAAAAAUGGGAAUACCAGAGAAAGUUAAGUCAAAUACAAAUGCAUAAGCAAGAGCAUGAAAGUUUAAAGCACAAAGAGAUUGUACCACUAUCGGCCACAACAACAAACACACCACCCGUAUUAAUAUUCAGAACAGACAGUAAUCUGACUGCACAAUCUGUAGCCAAAUCAAUUGAUCGAACAGUACGAGAAUUUGACACUAAACUUAACAUAUCACCAAUAAAGCGUACGAACAGCAGAGAAAACAAAGACUAUCGUAGUGCAAAUAAUAGUGCCGAAGCGCAUGGCGGCCCACCAAAGGGGGUUGUGAAGACAAUUGCACCUAUUACACAGUCACCAUACGAACGGAAUGCAGAUAGACCAGCUUUUUACAUAACUGAUAGCGAUGAGAUACCAUCGUUAACACCACUCGAAUUACCUUCUUUCGAAUAUCAUUCCUACGCCUCAACCCCAUCUUUGACUAAUUUAAGCGCGAAUUUUAAUAAAUAAUAGUGAAUGUUUGUUUCGAAUAUGUGACGAUCUCUUGCGAAUGGCAAUACCCAGACAGCAUAUGUAUUAUGUGUAUCAAACAAAUAUACAAUAUUAUAAAUUUAAUUCAUUAAAGUAUUACAACAAAAAUUA
Molecule: messenger RNA, 1222 nt
Organism: Bactrocera oleae (olive fruit fly)
Lineage: Eukaryota; Metazoa; Arthropoda; Insecta; Diptera; Tephritidae
Biological process (GO): autophagy
Source: RefSeq, a predicted model, not a curated record